CUCAGUCACCUACAUCAAGAAACCAGCGAAAAAGAAAUGUCUCUUCAGAUUUCAACAAUCCCAUCUUCUUCUCCUGUUCAAAAAACAAGCCACGUUGCUGAACGCCGAUCAGCAAAUUUUCAUCCGUCCGUAUGGGGGGAUUAUUUUCUCAAAUAUGCUUCCGAUUCCAACCCAAUGAGUUCUGAUGCCAAAGCAAAGGAUCGAAUUGAGAGAUUGAAAGGAGAAGUGAGGAAGAUGUUGACAGAUGCAAUGGCUAAGCCUUCGCAGAAAUUGAACUUGAUCGAUCAAAUCCAACGCUUAGGAAUUGCCUACCAUUUUGAAACUGAGAUAGAUAAGCAGCUGGAACAAAUCCACAGAAGCUAUUUCGAAUUUCACUGUGGCGAUAACAACGAUCUGCACACGAUCGCUCUUCUCUUUCGAUUGUUGAGACAACAAGGUUACACAAUUUCAAGUGAAAUCUUUAACAAGUUCAAGGAUAGCGAAGGUAAUUUCAGCAAUUCACUCAUCACCGACGUGCAGGGACUACUUAGUCUAUUUGAAGCUUGCCAUCUUCGGUUUCAUGGCGAUGAUAUAUUGAAUGAUGCACUUGCUUUUACUAUAACUCACCUCGAAUCAGUUGAUGAAGGAAAAGCAAACCCUAGUCUCAAAAAACAAGUGAGUCACGCCCUAAACCAGCCAAUCCACAAGGGAAUACCAAGGCUAGAGGCGAAGCAUUACAUUCCACUCUACCAAGAGGAGCCUUCGCAUAAUGAAGUCCUGCUAUCUUUAGCUAAACUCGAUUUCAACUUAUUGCAAGUGCAACACCAGAAGGAACUCGGCAAGCUUACAAGGUGGUGGACGGAUUUAGACGUAGAAAGGAAGUUCCCAUUUGCUAGAGAUAGGCUUGUGGAGAUGUAUCUCUGGAUGUCAGGAGUUUAUUUCGAGCCGAAUUAUGAAGCCGCUAGGGAAAUACUAAUCAAGGUGGUCUGCAUACUUUCCAUUAUCGACGACAUCUAUGAUGUCUAUGGCACAUUGGAAGAACUGGAACUCUUCACGAAAGCAAUAGAAAGGUGGGACAUCGAUGCCAAAGAUGGAUUGCCAGAGUACAUGCAAGCAUGUCACAAGACAGUUCUUGAUUUGUAUGAUGAAAUUGGCUAUGAAUUGGCUAGAAAAGGACGAUCAUACCGCCUCUUCUAUGCGAAAGAAGCAAUGAAAAGACAAGUGAGAGCAUACUUCACUGAAGCCAAAUGGUUCCACCAAAGCCACAUACCGAUGAUGGAGGAGUACAUGCCCAUUGCAUUAGCAACCUCUGCUAUGGAAUUUGUACUGGUGACGUUGUUGCUGGGAAUGGGAGAUAUCGUAACAGAAGAUGCUUUUGACUGGCUGUUACACGGUGACUCUAAGAUAGUGAAGGCUGUGAAAGUAGUUGGUCGGCUCAUAGAUGACAUUGCCGGACACAAGUUUGAGCAAGAGAGAGGUCAUGCGGCAACCUCAGUGGAGUGUUUCAUGAAACAACAUGGGGUUACUGAGGAAAAGGCAAAGGAGGAACUCCGUAAACAGGUGGCUGAUGCAUGGAAUGACAUUAACGAAGGGCUGCGCCUCCCGACCAUCGUUCCCAGGCCACUCCUUGUGCGAUUUCUCAAUUUUACACGUGCCAUGCAUGUGGUGUAUAAAGAUGAGAAAGAUCUCUACACUCAUGCUGAGACCAAGUUCAAGGAGCAUGCGACUUCUCUGUACGUCAACCCAUUGCCAAUGUGAUGGCUUGGAAGAACAAGUUUAAUUAUCAAGCCCUCGUAGAUUGCAUUAGACAGUUUUCAAAUCUGCUCUUUGUACGAUUUGAAUUGCGGGUCAACACUUGAUCGUUGCUCUUUCCAAGAACGUUAUCUUAUCCCACUUGUUGUUCUACAUGAU
This is a messenger RNA of Rhodamnia argentea, 1890 nucleotides long. Its product is annotated as (-)-germacrene D synthase-like. Bases 37 to 1737 code for a protein of 566 amino acids. The record is from RefSeq and is a predicted model, not a curated record. NCBI's taxonomy places the organism in Eukaryota, Viridiplantae, Streptophyta, Magnoliopsida, Myrtales, Myrtaceae. Gene Ontology annotation, molecular function: magnesium ion binding; terpene synthase activity. The transcript is spliced from 7 exons. Gene Ontology annotation, biological process: diterpenoid biosynthetic process.